This is a messenger RNA of Saccoglossus kowalevskii, 377 nucleotides long. Its product is annotated as suppressor APC domain-containing protein 2-like. NCBI's taxonomy places the organism in Eukaryota, Metazoa, Hemichordata, Enteropneusta, Harrimaniidae. The record is from RefSeq and is a predicted model, not a curated record.
UUUUCAGAGAAAGUAAUAAAGUGGGAAGUUCACAUGAAGCUCCAACUGCCAACCCAACAACCAAAAGAUCUAAAAACAGACGUGAUCCUCGUAGACAUACCGUCGCUAAUGGUAUAGACUAUAAUAUGUUGAAACGAAUGAAAGAGUUAGAGCAAGAAAAAGACACGUUUUUACAAGGACUCGAAGUUGUUGACAGAGCCAGAGACUGGUAUCAUAAACAAAUUGUUACAAUAAAAGAUAAACAAAAAUAUUUUAAUAGAACUUCAACAAGUAAUGACUUGUCUUCAGAAACUCGUAAUGAAAGAGUAAAAUUCCAGAAAUCCAGAAUCUUGGAAUCAAAUCGACAGUUAACAGCUCUCAUGGAAAGCUCUGAUAAG